Musca domestica (house fly) is the source of this 1461-nucleotide messenger RNA. RefSeq lists its product as uncharacterized. NCBI's taxonomy places the organism in Eukaryota, Metazoa, Arthropoda, Insecta, Diptera, Muscidae. Bases 57 to 1373 code for a protein of 438 amino acids. The transcript has a single exon. The record is from RefSeq and is a predicted model, not a curated record.
AGUGAACGAGUAAAAGAGACCACCAACAAACGAAUUGAACGGAAAAGCCACCGAACAUGGCCACGGCAGUGAAAAUAUCCAGCAAUGAGGUCGAACGAUUGUGUCAGCAAUAUUUUGGUCAUCAGGGGGUCACGGAAACGGCAAAUGGAGGAACUUCUGAAAAUUUAAAUCUCAAUGUAAUUCGCUAUCAGUUGCAACCAAUUUCGGAUAGCCCAUCGGGAUUUUUUGGCCAUCAUCAUUUUUUGGUGGUAGAUGUCCAGGUAACCACUCACAGUGAGAAUGGACGAGAUUCAAUAGCCUUUAAUAGAAUUCGCUUCUUCACCAAAGCGGCACCUGUUGGGAAUGUCGCACACAUGGAGUAUUUGGAGGAAUUUGGUGUUUUCCAAAAGGAGAUAAUGGUCUAUCGCGAUGUCUUGCCCCGGCUGCAGAAUAUAUGUCCAGGAAUUGCUCCAAAAUGCUACUAUGCCGAUAAUCAUCUUUUGGUGUUUGAAGAGUUGCAGCAUUUGGGUUAUAAAAUGGCCGCUGGAAGGGAUGGCCUAUUGGAUUAUGAGCAUUUGCAGAGUGCUGUUAAAGCCUUAGCCAGCUUGCAUGCAGCCUCAAUUGUGUUUGAGGUCAAGCAAAAUGUGAAAAUUAAUCAAAUAUAUCCCCUGGCCAUCAAAGAGGAUGCCUAUCCAGAAAAUCUAGAUCCCAAACAUGUGCGCUAUCAGAAUUUUGUUAAUGGCAUUGAGGUUUUUGGGGAAUUGAUUAAAGCAAUGCCUAAAUAUGCGGGUCAAACUGGUUACAUUUUGAAGAAUUUAAGACCUAAAAUGUCAAUUAUUUUUAAACUGGCCCAACCUUCCACGGAAUUUCGCAAUGUCUUUUGCCACGGUGAUCUGUGGGCCAAUAAUCUCAUGUACAAACAUGAUGGAAGUUCACUACAAUGCCGCCUUGUGGACUUUCAAUUGUCGCGCUAUGCCCCGCCUAUGUUGGAUUUAAUAACCCUCCUAACCAUACCCACCUCACGUGAAUUUCGCGCCAAACAUCUGAUGGAUUUGCUAAAGUUGUAUUAUGGUUUUAUGGGGGAAUUUUUAAAACGUGAACAGUUGAAUAUUGAUAAUUUCCUAAGCUCUGCGGAAUUUUGGCACACCUUUGAGCUAUAUCGAAUUUGUGGCCUGAUUGAAAGUUGUUUCUUUUGCCAUUUCAUUGUCUUGCCACCGGAAUCGACUCUAAGCUUGACAGCCUCCACGGAUGGCUUCAGUGAUUUCUUUGCCCGCAAGCGAGUGGAGAUAUGUCUCAAGGCAUUCCAUAACGAUGACAUCUAUCACCAGAGACUCUCCGAUAUGCUGGAGGAUUUUGUAGAUAAUUAUAUCCUAGAAAAGGGAGGAGGAGAAUAAAUGAAUUUGAGUAUAUCGUUGAAGUAUUGCGAAUCGGUCAAAUCAUAUCGGCCUUUUUUGCUUUAUAAAAAGAGAGAUUCCACUGUAU